Eruca vesicaria subsp. sativa (arugula) is the source of this 1338-nucleotide messenger RNA. NCBI's taxonomy places the organism in Eukaryota, Viridiplantae, Streptophyta, Magnoliopsida, Brassicales, Brassicaceae. The record is from the annotation of a GenBank genome assembly.
AUGACAUUCAAUGUGCCUCCUCCAGCGGAUGAUGAGGAGAACAACAAUAACAAGCAAAUGGAUUACAACGAUUGGUUACCGAUUACGGCGUCUAGAAAUGCCAAGUGGUAUUACUCUGCCUUCCACAAUGUCACGGCCAUGGUCGGAGCAGGAGUUCUCGGUCUCCCUUUCGCCAUGUCACAGCUUGGCUGGGGACCUGGACUUGUUGCGAUAAUGUUAUCAUGGCUUAUAACAUUCUACUCGUUAUGGCAAAUGGUUCAGUUGCACGAAAGCGUUCCAGGGAAACGGUUUGACCGUUACUCGGAGCUAGGACAAGAAGCGUUCGGACCAAGACUAGGUUACUGGAUCGUCUUGCCGCAACAGCUUAUGGUCCAGAUUGCUUCCGACAUAGUCUACAACGUGACUGGUGGCAAAUCGCUUAAGAAAUUCGUCGAGCUUCUUUUUCCUCAUCUCCAUCAUAUCCGUCAGACUUAUUACAUUCUUGGGUUCGGUGUGCUCCAAGUCGGUCUCUCUCAGUCUCCUGACUUCAACUCUAUCAAGAUCGUCUCUCUUCUCGCUGCUCUUAUGUCUUUCUUGUACUCAAUGAUAGCGUCUGUAGCGUCAAUAGUGAAAGGAACGGAACAUCGUCCAGCAGAGUACGGAGUAAGAGGACACACCACGGCCUCAAUGAUAUUUGACGCUUUUAAUGGCAUUGGAACCAUAGCGUUUGCGUUUGCAGGACACAGUGUGGUUCUUGAGAUCCAAGCUACUAUUCCUUCAACACCUGAAGUCCCUUCCAAGAAACCAAUGUGGAAAGGAGUCGUUGUUGCUUACUUGAUCGUCAUCCUUUGUUACCUAUGUGUAGCUAUCUCUGGUUAUUGGGCUUUUGGUGCUCAUGUUGAGGAUGAUGUUCUCAUUUCCCUUGAGAGACCUGCUUGGCUUAUAGCUGCAGCUAAUUUCAUGGUCUUUAUCCAUGUCAUUGGAAGUUACCAGGUUUUUGCGAUGUCAGUGUUUGAUACGAUCGAGUCAUAUCUGGUGAAAUCACUGAAGUUUACUCCUUCAGCAAUGCUGCGUCUAGUUGCACGUAGCACAUACGUUGCAAUUGUAUGUCUUAUAGCUAUUAUGAUCCCCUUCUUCGGAGGUCUUUUAGGGUUCUUCGGUGGCCUAGUUUUCUCAUCAACCUCAUACUUCAUACCUUGCAUUAUAUGGUUGGUCAUGAAGCGACCAAAACUAUUUAGCUUCCAUUGGUUUGCUUCUUGGUUUGCGAUAACAAUUGGGGUCUUGAUAGCAAUCUUUGCGCCCAUUGGAGGAAUGAGACACAUUAUCCUUUCGGCAAAAAGUUACAAGCUCUUCUCAUAG